AUAAAGUAGAACACGCCGAUGCUUUACACUUUUGUUUUCAGUUGUAUCGCAGAGUUACUGAAAGCCAGACGCCCAACAUUGAACGACGCUUCAAAUGUGAAAAACCCCCAUAUCACUUUUAAAUGUUUAUUAACUUUUGUCGUGUCGUGUGACCAAAAUAAACUCUCGUCGACAACUAGAAACAAAAACAAAACCAAGCAACCAACAUACGUUUCAGAUAUCAAAGAAGUAUUGAAAGCCAAAAAAAAAAGAAAAAAUAAUUGAAUUAAAAAAAAAUUUACACCAAAAUAAACAACAACAUUGUGUCAAUAAAAAUAAAAAUUAAAACCGGAUAAAAAGUAACGAGAAACUGAAAUUAGUUGUUGGGAGCGAAAAGCGCGUUAAGUAAAUAGUCGCAUUUAAUAAUAAACGCCAUAAAGUAAAGAAGGAAAAAAACAUUUUUCUGGCAAAAUGUUUGAUACCAUCAGUUAUAUUCCAACCAUAUUGGCCUAUAUCUUUAUAUCACUGCUGGUGACCAUACUGGGCUUUAUUGUCAUCUAUGUCAGCCAUAAAAUCUAUGUGACCAUCUAUGACAAUUUGCCAGUGGCCCCAUUGUCGCCGUCAUCAUCAACCAAGAUCACACAGAAAAUCAAGACCAUGAGCCAGCCCAGUGCCUUGGUGUGUGGACCAAUGGGAAGAAAAUCGAAAACAGCCUUACGAAUUAUAGUUACUUUGGAACCCUGUUAUCUGGCCUAUAUGGUAUUCAAGAUCGGUUACUCUGCAUUGUGUUCUUUACCUCCACCAAUGAGUUCAACUGGGCCCUCAAGUCGUCAGUGUUUGAGCACUUCACAGGUUAUUGUUCACGACCCAUGUACAUGGGUUGAUCACCACAAUGACAGAUGGAUGCUAAAAUACUAUGACAAUUUGUCCGCAAUUCCCAUUUGUCAUGGCAUGCGAAAUCAGCAAAUAUGCGAAAUGCAGUGGUUGGGCACCGGCAAACAAUAACACUGUGCUUCCAAUGUAGACUUAUAAAAAAUGAUACGCCAUUUGGGGACAUUCAAGCAAAUACAAAAACACAAAAAGGAGGGCAAAAAGAUUUGUGGAAUUUAUGUCAAAAUUAUGUUGUAUACAAGAGCAAAAAAAUAUAUAUGAGAGUCUUAGAAGAGACAACUAUUCGUAUGAUUAUGGUGCACAGAAAAAAAUAAGCUUUAAAAUGUUUAUUUGCAAUGAGAAGAAAAUUUAGAAAAAAUUUAAUUUUAGAAUUUUUGUAACGUUUUUGAAUCAAUUACAGUACCAUAGACUUAGUUUGCAUACCAAAAAAAAAGGCCUGUAAAGUAUUAACCCAUUAACGACGAAUGGGUAGAAAAAGACCCAAGAAUAGAGCUGUCUUAGAAAAAUUCCAGCUCGAGUUAGGAAAAAGAUAUCCUAAUGAAAUUUAGAUUGGCGUAAAGUAGAUGAAUGAAAUUUGUUUAAAAAUAAUGUUCCCUCCCCAUAAGGUCAUGUUUUGCAGGAAAAUUGGCUUGUCCAAAGUUGACAACUUUUUUAUAUCCAAAAAAAAAAUCAAACAAAAAUUUUCUCAAAAUUCAAAGGAGUGAGAUUUCAAUAUUAAAACAAGUAAAAAGACGUUAAAUUCGGCCGGGCAGAACAUUGGAUACCCACCACCUAGGGUAUAUAUUUAGACCAUCUUUCAUCACAAUCCGGCGAAAAAUGUAUAACUUAUACCUCCAUAGCAUUUAUAUCGAAAUAUGGUCCGAUUUGGACCAAAUUCAGCACGGACAUUGAGUAGUCUAAUAGGAGGAAGGAUAACGAGUGGCCUAACACAACGUCUUGUCCCAUAUUUCAGCAAAAUCGGAUAAUAGAUGUGGCGGUCCAAAUCGGUCUAUAACAUGAUAUAGCUCCCAUAUAAACCGAUCUCCGAUUUGACUUCUUAAGCCCUUACAAGCCGCAAUUUUUAUCCGAUUUGGCUGACAUUUUACAUGUAAUGUUCUGUUAUAACUUCCAACAACUGUGCCAAGUGCGGUCGAAAUCGGUCAAGAACCCGAUAUAGCUCCCAUAUAAACGGAUCUACCGAUUUGACUUCUUGAGACCCUGAGCCCCGCAAUUUUUGUCCGAUUUGACUGAAAUUUUGCAUGUAGUGUUCUGUUAUCACUUCCAACAACUGUGUAAAGUUCGGUCGAAAUCAAUCAAGAACCUGAUAUAGUUCCCAUAUAAACCGAUGUCCCGAUUUGACUUUUUGAGCCCCUGAGCCCCGCAAUUUUUGUCCGAUUUUACUGAGAUUUUGCAUGUGGUGUUCUGAUAUGACUUCCAACAACUGUGCCAAGUACGGUCCAAAUCGGUCUAUAACCUGAUAUAGCUGCCAUAUAAACCGAUCUCCCGAUUUGACUUCUUGAGCCUUUGAGCCCCGCAAUUUUUAUCAGAUUUGCCUGAAAUUUUGCAUGCGGUGCUCUAUUACAACUUCCAAUAACUGUGCCAAAUACGACCCAAAUCAGUCUAUAAACUGAUAUAGCUCCCGUAUAAACCGACCUCCCGAUUUGACUUCUUGAGCCCUAACAAGCCGCAAUUUUUGUCCGAUUUGGCUGAAAUUUUGCAUGUGGUGUUCUGUUACGACUUCCAAAAACUGUACCAAAUCGUUCUUUAAUCUGCUAAAGCUCCCAUAUAAACCGGUCUCCGGAUCAUCCUUAUCCGGUUCCUAGAAGCUAGAAUCUGUAUGUAAUGUCCUUCAAACAGAUUUAUUUUGCAUAAAUUUUUAUCAGAAUCCAUGGUGGUGGGUUCCAAAGAUUCGGCCCAGCCGAACUUAGCACGCUUUUACUUGUUUUAAAUUUUUUUCAAAAAUUAAAAUUUUCCUUUCCAAGCAUUUAAAAAAAAAAUUUUUAAAAAGUUACUAAAUUCUUUUUAUGUUUUUUUUUAACAAUUUUUUUUUAAUCAUUUAAAAAAUAUACUACGUCAAUAUAAAUGCUCUUAAUAAUGAAUAUAUAAAAUUCCAUCAAAAUUGGACAAGGUAAUCGAGGCUCAGGCGUUAAUGGGUUAAUCCUUCAAAUUAGCCCAUGUAUGUGGGGAUUUUAUCCUAUAUUUGUACAUGCAGACAAACAAACGUUUCCAUAUUGUCUCAGAAUAUCAAAACCAUCUGAAAAUUUAUCAGGCUAACUAAGUCUCAGUUUAAUACUUUGAUUUAUGUGGUUGUCGUAAUUACCUUAAUGGAUAUUUUGCUCUUAAUUUCUUCUCAGUGUAAAGUCCAAAAGACAAAAGCCAGUAUAUAAAGAAAACCCACCCAGACAAAAACAAAUUAAAAAUACAUCAAAAAAUAAAUAAAAACCAUUAAGGAAAGGCAAAAGUCGGGCGUAGUCGACCAUAAAAUAUCCUACACCACCGAGUCAACAUACAUAGUACUUUCAAUAUAUGAAACCUAUGUUGAAAUCUAGUCAGACUUUAAUUUUGCAUACCCAUUGAAAAACUGAUUAGAAACUUGUAAGAUUUUUUUUCGAUAGGACUUAAAUGGUCGCUACUAUCGGAGAUAUAUCUAAAUCUGGACCGACUUUAGUGAAAUUAAGCACACGUGCUAGGACGUUAACUAAAACACAUUGCGUUUUAUAAAGUUUAGGCCACAAUUGUGACGACUGCAGCCUUAAUAGGUCAAAUCGGAUGAAAGAUAUAUAUGGAAGCUAUAUCUAAAUCUGAACCGAUUUUGAUGAAAUUUUGCACACAUCUUGGGACGUCAGAAAAAUCACUUCAUGCCAAAUUUUGUAAAGAUCGGACCAAAAUUGUGACGACUACAGCCUUAAUAGGUCAAAUCGGAUGAAAGAUAUAUAUGGAAGCUAUAUCUAAAUCUGAACAGAUUUUGAUGAAAUUUUGCACACAUCUUGGGACGUCAAAAAAAUCACUUCAUGCCAAAUUUGGUAAAGAUAGGACCAAAAUUGUGGCUUUCACAGCUUUAAAAGGCCACAUCGGAUGAAAUAUAUAUAUAUGGAAGCUAUAUCUUAAUCUGGACCGAUUUUUUUCAAAAUAGCAAUAGCGUUCGUCCUUGGACCAAGAAAGAGACUUGUGCAAAAUUUUAUGAAAAUCGGACUACAAAUGCGACCUGCACCUUGAUUACUAGAAUACAUGGACAGACAGACAUACGGACGGACAGACGGACAUAGCUAAAUCCAAUCAGGAAGUGAUUCUAAGCCGAUGGGUAUAGUUAUAGAUGGGUCUAAUUCUUCUCCUUCUUAGCGUUGCAAACAAAUGCACAAAGUUAAAAUACCCUCUACCACAGUGGUGGUGUAGGGUAUACACAAAAGAACAAAAUUAUCAUAUAGUACAAAUAUUUAAGAUAUACCAUUGCACCCAACCUGAGUGAUAAGAUAUGCAAAUACAUGCAAACAUACAUGCACAAAAAAAUCCCAAUUGUACAUAUAGACAUACAUACAUAUAAAAGUUAACAUACAAACAAAUCAACAAACAUUUUGUUUAUCAAUCAUAUAGGCAUGGAAGUGUAAAGACCCACGCAUUUAAAAACAAUCUCACCUUCUCUUUGUCACUGUAGGUCAGAUAAAAAUUAUUAUUUUAAUUAAAUAAGUAUUUCGAUAAAUUAUAACCGCACACACGAUCAAUACCACGCCCACUCCUAUCAUAUGCCCCUGCCUAGUGCAUGCUAAGUAUGGUGGUAUUUUGUGUCUUCCGGUAUUGAUGGAUUUUUCAAAUAAGGCGGCAUGUGGGAAGACAUGACGUCACAGUGGUGGCUGUAUUCUUAUGCAUUUUUUUUAUUCUUAUAUCCCAUUGUUAUGAUUGUUACUGUUGUUUUGUUUUAAAAAUGACACUUCAUAUAUAAGCAAAUUUACCUAUUUAUAAAAAUAAACAUGCAAUAAAUACUAUA
Molecule: messenger RNA, 4831 nt
Organism: Stomoxys calcitrans (stable fly)
Lineage: Eukaryota; Metazoa; Arthropoda; Insecta; Diptera; Muscidae
Exons: 2
Coding region: 451-984 (177 amino acids)
Source: RefSeq, a predicted model, not a curated record